Molecule: messenger RNA, 894 nt
Organism: Trichechus manatus latirostris (Florida manatee)
Lineage: Eukaryota; Metazoa; Chordata; Mammalia; Sirenia; Trichechidae
Gene: PSAPL1
Product: prosaposin like 1
Exons: 1
Coding region: 1-894 (297 amino acids)
Biological process (GO): prostate gland growth; regulation of lipid metabolic process; adenylate cyclase-inhibiting G protein-coupled receptor signaling pathway
Cellular component (GO): lysosome
Source: RefSeq, a predicted model, not a curated record
AUGCUGCCCGCCCUGCUGCUCCUGCUCGGCCUCCUGGCCGCCUCCUCCGCCAGCCCCAUCUCUGCCUCCCCGGAAUGUUCCCAGGGCUCCCCUGAGCAAUGCCUGGACCUGCAGGUGGUGAGGCAGGCGCAGGGCCCCCCCGCGUCUGCUGAAGACAGGGUCCCUACGCUGAAGCCGGUAGAGCCAAAGCUCAACUUCAUCAGUGGGAUACCGUCCAACCUGGCCUGCGACGUGUGCACAGCAGUGGUCCACGAGGUGCAGGGGUGGCUCGGCAGUGACAGCACCAAGGAGGACGUCAGUAGCGCCCUGGAGCACGCAUGCCACAGCCUGCCUCUGCUCCUGCGGGCCAAGUGCACCUCCCUGGUGGACAACCACGGCUCUGACCUGGCGCCCCUCGUGACCAAGGACACCCCAGAUAAGGUGUGCCGUGCGGUGGAGGUGUGCUCAACCCAGAGGGCACCCCGUUCGCUAGGUUCCACCCCCACCAGCAGGCCCCUGGCGCUGCCGGACGAGGAGAACCAGGGCAGCUUCUGCAAAGGCUGCAAGAAGCUGCUGGACGUGUCUGCCAGCAACCUGCAGAGCAGGAGCGCCAGGAACGACAUCCUGGCGGCCUUCAAGGGCGGCUGCAGCAUCCUGCCGCUGCCCUACCAGGUGCAGUGCGACCGCUUCGUCACCGACUAUGAGCCCGUGCUCAUUGACAGCCUCAUGAGGAUGAUGGAGCCCACCACCAUCUGCAAGAAGGUGGGCGCCUGCCGCGGCCCCCAGAACCAGCUGCUGGCCACUGACCAGUGCUUCGCCGGCCCCAGCUUCUGGUGCAAGAGCAAGGAGACCGCUGCACUCUGUCACGCCACGGAGCACUGCCAGCACCACGUGUGGAAAGAGGCGCAAGCGUGA